AUGACGGGAGAAGGUUCAGACCGUCCUGAUAAAGGAAAGGGGGUAGCAAGGCCUAAAAAGAGGCAACGACAAGCCCCAAAGUAUGUACUUAGGGUGCCUACUACACUACCUACCCCUGCAGUACACCCGCCUCCUACCCUUGCAGUACACCCGCCUCCUUCCUCUACAGUACAUUCUCCUCGUACCUCUGUAGUUUACCCGCCUCCUACCCCUACAGUACACCCACCUCCUACCCCUACAGUACACCCGCCUCCUUCCCCUACAGUACACCCGCCUCCUUCCCCUACAGUACACCCGCCUCCUUCCUCUACAGUACACCCUCUUCCUCCCCCUGUGAUUAUUACCCCCACUCCUCCCCCCGACCCUACUUCUAUACCUUCCUCAUCUUCUAGACCACCUUCUGAGACUGCCACACCAUCUGCUGACCUACAUUCAGCUGGUAAUGAUGAUGGUGUUGAUCCGCCCCUCCAUGAUCGACCGUGGAUUGAGCCAUAUGGCAAAGGGUUUCUUCCAUCUAGGGUUGCUUCCCAGGCCAUCACGCGAUCGAUUAAGCAACAAUAUAUGAGUCCAUGGCCUACAUGGGGAGAAAUACCUAAAGACGACAAAAAGCCAUUUUGA
Vigna radiata var. radiata (mung bean) is the source of this 618-nucleotide messenger RNA. Its product is annotated as pollen-specific leucine-rich repeat extensin-like protein 3. Bases 1 to 618 code for a protein of 205 amino acids. The record is from RefSeq and is a predicted model, not a curated record. Lineage: Eukaryota; Viridiplantae; Streptophyta; Magnoliopsida; Fabales; Fabaceae. The transcript is spliced from 2 exons.